This is a messenger RNA of Sclerotinia trifoliorum, 912 nucleotides long. Lineage: Eukaryota; Fungi; Ascomycota; Leotiomycetes; Helotiales; Sclerotiniaceae. The record is from the annotation of a GenBank genome assembly.
UAAAAAGAAAGAAAAAAUAUCUUCUUGGAAAUGCCAAGAACUUUACCGAGUAUCACGUUAUAGCAUUUCUUAUAUAUAUAUACAUAUCCAGAUAUAUAUGAUAUUUCUUUUGGCACCAGAUUAUCCAAUAGUUUGGACUAGGAGCUCGAGACUAGAUAUAAGAUUUUCCGUUUGGAAAGUACCAUUCAUGGAUUCAAAUGGGUUGAAUCCAACUGAAUCUGAUAUUUCAGCAUGAUUUGGACCUUUUCUUAAUAAUUUCAAUGUUUCAAUCGGUUUCAACAAUCCAAAAUCUCCCGUUGUUUGACUGCAGUCCGGACUAUUGGAACCCUGGCCUUUGCUUUCUUCAUAAGUUUCCUAUCUCAGAGAGCUCGGGUUAUUUAACGGGAGGUUGCAGUAAACAAAUACCUACAUCCACUUAUAAUUCAGCUAGUGGAGUGUGGAUACAUUUCUUCGCAGUGGCAGAAGCACGAAAUGCUUUAUACACCAUAUGUGUGGUAGGCCAAAAAUUGUAAAGCAUGGGCCUAGGUAAACGGUGAGCCUAUAGAGCGCUGCUGGUUGUAGGUUGAUUUGAUAGCUGUUAACGGUCAGGACGCUCAUACCACAUAGCCGUAUCCUAAAUGCGAACGCCUCGUUGAGCUUACCGCCGAUAUCCGCAUACCGGACCAUAUUCAUAGUUUAACACUGCCACGACGCCACGGAUGUUAUCUACGUUUCCAGCGCAACGCAGUCGGUAACGCCUAUAAGUGUUUUUAAGCAACACAUACAGGCACACCACCUCACGAUGCACUCGCCACACUCAUUCUGAUGCACCCGGUAACCCUUUUCCAAGUGAUCUUGGUACGGCGGGCUUCCGAGGGUGUAGCCGCUAAGGUAACCCUUCAUAUACUCUAUAAACCCAUCUCUAUGCUUGAC